Messenger RNA from Cylicocyclus nassatus, 1806 nucleotides. Lineage: Eukaryota; Metazoa; Nematoda; Chromadorea; Rhabditida; Strongylidae. The record is from the annotation of a GenBank genome assembly.
UGCGUCGCACUCGAGUAUAUCCGCUCGAAUAAAUCUGGGAGCACUUAUUUUGCAUUUAGCCCGACCGGAUAAUCUGCAUGUGCAGAUUACGAUUAUGGCCACGUCUAAUCGUUUCUGUAUUGGUUGUGAAUGCACUGCUCUUCAUAUAUCUUGUUACCAACGUUAGCGACAUACUUAGCGAUGGGGAUGAGUACAUCGAAAAGCCGACAACGGUGCGACCUCACAAACUCUGUGUAAUUGUUCCAUUUCGUGAUCGCGAUGUGGAGUUGUCUCAAUUCGCUCCACACUUAACAGAUUUUCUGCGCAAACAGAUGAUUGAUCAUCAUGUUUUGGUGAUGAACCAGACAGAUGGAUAUCGGUUUAAUCGAGCGUCUCUUAUCAACGUGGGAUGGCUGGAAUCUGAUCGAAUGGGAUGUGACUAUAUGGUAAUGCACGAUGUGGAUCUACUUCCGCUUAAUCCACAGAUCAGUUAUCAGUUUCCUGGUGAAGGCGUAGUGCGACAUAUCUCUUCUCCAUUAUAUCAUCCAAAGUACAAUUACUCCAAGUUUAUUGGAGGGAUCUUGAUGCUCACAAUGAAUGACUACAAGCUAGUCAAUGGAAUGUCGAAUAAAUAUUGGGGUUGGGGAUUGGAAGAUGACGAAUUUUAUCUCAGAAUCAGAGAUGGUGAUUUGAAUCUCACUCGCGUUGCGAAUCUUACCACCGAUCGUUCCAACACUUUUCUUCAUGUACAUGGAGUAGAACGCAAGCGGGAUUACGCCGUUGUUACGAAAGAUCAGAGGGCAAUAAAAAGGAAGCGAGACUAUGUAUCGGGACUCAACAGUGUACGUUAUAAUAUCACGGCCCGUCGAAUUCUUUCCUUUGGAGAUGCUCGAAUCCAUGUAGUAGACGUAAGUUUACAUUGCGAUAUGACAUGGACUCCUUACUGCAAGCUUCCCAAACGAUAGUGGUCAUCUGAAAAUUUUCCUUGUUUUGUUCUUUGUUUGUUAUUAUUCUGUUAUCAUUCUCGUAUUUCUUUUUUUUUCGAUGCUCAGGAAAGUUCUGUCAAUGCUAAAUUUUCAGCUUUUAAUAGUAUUUCCUCCUAUAUGAUAGCUGCAACUAUUGUUACUAUGCUUAUUUUGAAACUAGAUACUCCGCGGUCAACCUACCAUGAUCGUAACGGCAAUAAAAGAAAGGUGCACGCGAUUUUAGUGUUUAGAGCUAAAUGAACUCUUUUUAAAAUCAUAAACGGUGCUAUGAAACAGCCACAUACAUCUCCAACUUCAGUUUCAUCCAGUAUAAGCCCAAGUAUCUAAAUCAGCCAUCCUCCUUGUCAAUUUUUUGCCUAGAAUUUCUUAAUCUCUUCGCAUGUCUGAUAUGUAAUAACUGAGAAUAUCGUAAAAUGACUCAUUUUAAAUAUUAUUCUGUUUGUUGUCCCAUCCUCGCCUUAUAUUGUUCACUUUUCUGUUCUCUUGUUCGGUUCUCAAUAGUUGUUAAUCAUAUCAUCGAAAUACUUGAAAAUUUCACAUAAUCGGGUCUGUCGUCCUGUCCUUCUACUGUGAUUUCUAGGUGCAGUCACUUGUUUAUCUGAGUCUGUCCAUAGUGUUUCAAGCGUAAAUUGUUAUUUUCCUUGACAAAUGAGUAUAAAAAUGAUCUUAUCAUUCAAGCAUUUACAUUUGUCUUUGGUGCUUCUUUUGCAAACUGCUGCACUAGCGUCUUUGGUCUUCGUUUCACCGUCAAGGAUCUUCGCUCUACCAAGUCCUUUGAGAUCAUCUCGUUACCCGCGUUGUUAGAGCGUUCAGCCAAGUAUCCUUAAUGACAAGCAUCAUG